Tachyglossus aculeatus (Australian echidna) is the source of this 1034-nucleotide messenger RNA. It is a transcript of the gene OTUB1, whose product is annotated as OTU deubiquitinase, ubiquitin aldehyde binding 1. Bases 10 to 840 code for a protein of 276 amino acids. Gene Ontology annotation, cellular component: nucleus. Lineage: Eukaryota; Metazoa; Chordata; Mammalia; Monotremata; Tachyglossidae. Gene Ontology annotation, molecular function: ubiquitin binding; cysteine-type deubiquitinase activity. The transcript is spliced from 7 exons. Gene Ontology annotation, biological process: protein K48-linked deubiquitination; negative regulation of double-strand break repair. The record is from RefSeq and is a predicted model, not a curated record.
UGUUUAAAGAUGGCGGCGGAGGAGCCUCAGCAGCAGCAGCAGCAGCAGCCGAAGCCGGAGCCGCUCGGAGGCGACUCCGAAGGAGUUAACUGCCUGGCCUACGAUGAGGCCAUCAUGGCUCAGCAGGAUCGCAUUCAGCAAGAGAUCGCUGUCCAGAAUCCACUGGUCUCAGAGCGCUUGGAGCUUUCGGUUCUGUACAAGGAGUACGCCGAAGAUGACAACAUUUAUCAACAGAAGAUCAAGGAUCUGCACAAAAAAUACUCAUUCAUCCGGAAGACCAGACCCGAUGGCAACUGUUUCUACCGAGCCUUUGGCUUCUCCCACCUGGAAGCCCUCCUGGAGGACAGCAAGGAGUUGCAGAGGUUUAAAGCCAUCUCUGCCAAGAGCAAAGAGGACCUGGUGUCCCAGGGCUUCACCGAGUUCACAAUUGAAGACUUCCACAACACGUUCAUGGACCUGAUCGAGCAGGUGGAGAAGCAGACCUCGGUGGGCGAGCUGCUGGCCUCCUUCAAUGACCAGAGCACUUCAGACUACCUGGUGGUCUACCUGCGGCUCCUCACCUCCGGCUACCUGCAGCGGGAGAGCAAGUUCUUCGAGCACUUCAUCGAAGGCGGGAGGACCAUCAAGGAAUUCUGCCAGCAGGAGGUGGAGCCCAUGUGCAAGGAGAGCGACCACAUCCACAUUAUCGCGCUGGCCCAGGCCCUCAACGUCUCCAUCCUGGUGGAGUACAUGGACCGGGGCGAGGGCGGCACCACCAAUCCCCACGUCUUCCCCGAGGGCUCGGAGCCCAAGGUCUAUCUACUGUACAGACCCGGACACUACGACAUCCUCUACAAAUAGGUGUCGCCGCCCCUCCUCUCCCUCCCCGCCCACCCGCCUCCCCUCCCCUCCCCUGCUCACAGGCGUUAGACAUGUACAGAGGUUUUUUUUUGUGGUUGUAAAUGGUAAUAUUUCACUUUUUUUCCCUUUCUCCGCUCCCCCCAUCCCAUCCCACAUGACCCUGCGUGUUUUAUUAAAGGGGAUGCUGGCGGUGA